UGCAGCUUCGCCACUCAGCACAGCGACAGAGAGAGCCAGGAGGAGAGAAGGGGCAGGUGCGAGGCAGCAGCCCUCGCUGGGAGCGGGGAGAGGAGGACCCCUCCUGGCAGGACUCCAGCGAUGUCUGGAAGGAGCCUGAGGCAUCCUUGUCAAUUUUCAUUCACAGGACCAAGCCCGUGUGCCAUGCCAUGCAGUGAGAAACAGCUUUGCGUGAAGAGGGAUUUUCCCUUCCCAGAUACGCUCCUCACCAGCCAGGUAAAGUCACACAGGUGCUCCCAGGGGAACAGAGCUGCUGAACCACUGUGUGUGAGGCAGAAGCAAGCUGCCUGAACAGAAUCUCAUCGAGGCCAUUUGAGAGCAUCUGCACUCGGGACUCAAGGCCGUGGACUGUGCUCGUGUCCUGCUGACCGGCGGACUCCUGUGCUCAGGACCCUUGAGGCAGGGCCCAGUGCGAGGGGCGGGAGGAGGCCCAGCAUGGGUUUCCAGGCACCGGGGCCGCUUAGUCCUUGGCAGUGGCUGCUGCUGCUAGUGGCCCUCAAGGGUUCCAAAGCAACGUCUGAUUUGAACAAACCCACGGAUUCCACGGCCCAGCAGGAGCCUGGGGCUGGGUUUGCUGCUUCGGGCCCGGCUCUGGGUGAGGUCACUGUCUUUGCACUGGACUAUGACUACGUGCAAGUCCCCUAUGAAGUCACCCUCUGGAUCCUUCUAGCUUCCCUCGCAAAAAUAGGCUUCCACCUCCACCACCGGCUGCCAGGCCUCAUGCCGGAAAGCUGCCUGCUCAUCAUUGUGGGGGCUCUGGUGGGGGCCAUCAUUUUUGGCACCGACCACAAAUCGCCUCCUGUCAUGGACUCCAACAUCUACUUCCUGUACCUCCUCCCUCCCAUUGUCCUGGAGAGCGGCUACUUCAUGCCCACUCGGCCCUUCUUUGAGAACAUUGGCUCCAUCCUGUGGUGGGCUGGCCUGGGGGCCCUGGUCAACGCCAUGGGCAUCGGCCUCUCCCUCUACCUCAUCUGCCAGAUCAAGGCCUUUGGCCUCAGCGACGUCAACCUGCUUCAGAACCUGCUGUUCGGCAGCCUGAUCUCUGCCGUGGACCCGGUGGCCGUGCUGGCUGUGUUCGAGGAGGCGCGUGUGAACGAGCCGCUGUACAUGAUGAUCUUCGGGGAGGCCCUCCUCAAUGACGGCAUCAGUGUGGUCUUAUACAAUAUACUAAUCGCCUUCACAAAGAUGCACAAGUUCGAAAGCAUAGAGCCUGUCGACAUUUUGGCUGGAUGUGCCCGAUUCAUUAUUGUGGGGGUUGGGGGAGUCUUUUUCGGCAUUGUUUUUGGAUUCGUUUCUGCGUUUAUCACACGUUUCACUCAGAAUAUCUCUGCAAUUGAACCGCUCAUCGUCUUCAUGUUCAGCUAUUUGUCUUACUUAUCUGCUGAGACCCUCUACCUCUCUGGCAUCCUGGCCAUCACGGCCUGUGCGGUGACCAUGAAAAAGUAUGUGGAAGAGAACGUGUCCCAGACGUCCUACACAACCAUCAAGUACUUCAUGAAGAUGCUGAGCAGUGUCAGCGAGACCCUGAUCUUCAUCUUCAUGGGCGUGUCCACCGUGGGGAAGAACCACGAGUGGAACUGGGCCUUCGUGGGCUUCACACUGGCCUUCUGCCUGGUCUGGAGAGCCAUCAGCGUGUUUGCUCUCUUCUAUGUCAGUAACCGGUUCCGGACCUUCCCCUUCUCCAUCAAGGACCAGUGCAUCAUUUUCUACAGCGGCGUUCGAGGAGCUGGCAGCUUUUCGCUGGCGUUUCUGCUGCCUCUGUCUCUUUUCCCUAGGAAGAAAAUGUUUGUCACGGCUACUUUAGUAGUUAUAUAUUUUACUGUGUUUAUUCAGGGAAUCACAAUUGGCCCUCUGGUCAGAUAUCUGGAUGUUAAAAAAACCAAUAAGAAAGAAUCCAUCAAUGAAGAGCUUCACAUCCGUCUGAUGGAUCACUUGAAGGCGGGAAUUGAAGAUGUGUGUGGGCAAUGGAGCCACUACCAAGUGCGAGACAAGUUUAAGAAGUUUGAUCACAAAUAUUUACGGAAAAUCCUAAUCAGAAAGAACCUGCCGAGGUCCAGCAUCGUUUCCUUGUACAAGAAGCUGGAAAUGAAGCAAGUUCUUGAGAUGGCGGAGACCGGGGCCCUGAGCGCCACAGCCUUGUCCAGGCCCCACCAGGCCCAGCGGACACAGGGAACCAAGAGGCUUUCCCCUGAAGACGUGGCGUCCAUGAGGGACCUUCUGACGCACAACAUGUACCAAGUGCGACAGAGGACACCGUCCUAUAACAAAUACAACCUCAAAUCCCGAACAGUUGAGAAGCAGGCUAAAGAGAUCCUGAUCCGCCGCCAGAACACCUUACGCGAGAGUAUGAGGAAAGGCCGCAGCCUGCCAUGGGGAAAGCCGGCCGGUGCCAAAAACAUCCGCUACCUCUCCUUUCCCUACAGCCAUCCUCAGCCAGCAAGGAGAGACGGGGAGGCUGCUGCACGCGAAGAUGCGGACAGCAGUGAUUCGGAACUCUCCUUCAUCAUGUUCAACGCACACUCUCCAACACGGUCGCUUCAAGAGAGACAACGGACACAACAAAUAACCACAAGGCAGAGUUCAAACAGAGGAGGGAAGCCGUCCGGCUCUGGCUAUCAAACAAGUCCAAGCCAAGAAGAGCAUGUUGGCCGGAGCAAAAGGGCUUUGAGGCCCAGACCGCUGUUUCACACCGUGGAUGAGGAGCGUGAAUCUGGAGAAGAGAGUGGGGAAGAGGCCUCAGCCCCGGGCGCCAGACAGUCGGCUGAGCACAGGAGGGAGCGCCGCAGGUCUUGCAGCCCUUUGCUCCGAAGGAAAUAGUCGUGUUGUGCACAGGGUUGCUCGCGCUUCCCCGGAGCCAUCUCCCUGUUGUGUGGGUGGAGGGUUUUCAGAAUUCUGAAGAAAGCUACUGAGUUUGCUUUUUUGAAGCUGAGUCAGGCAUCUGUAAGAGGCAGGGGGUUUCGGAGGACGGGGAGCACUAACUUGCAGGCGGUGCCAUAUUCUUAGCUGGUAUACUUUGUAGAUGCUUUCCUGUGAGUCAAAGACCUUUAUCACCCCAGAAAUUAUUCACUAAGAAUUUCUAAGAGUGUGUGAUCCAUUUAAUUUAUCGAGAUGCAAUGUGGUUGGUAAUUUACCUUCACAAUAUGCACGUACAACUUACAGUCAAGGUAGCCCUCAGAGGAGCCCUAGAAAUAUUCUGACCCAACUCCGUGAGGUUACAAAUGAGGACAUCUUGCCCAAGGUCACGUGGUGAGUUGCUGCUUCACAAGCUAAUUGACCUCCCUCCCAGGAGAAUGCAUUUGAUUUUAAUUUUGAUACGCACUAUUCAGUAAUUAUGGGGAGAGGUAAAACUUAUCAUAGCAUUGCUAUACUUAAUCAGUAGCAACAAUAGAUACAGAUAAAGAAUUAAUCUACAGACAAUGAUCUUGUCUAUAUUAUAAUUAGAAUAUUUCUUUCAAAAACAAAUAUUAGAAACAAAAUAGCCAUAAUCAGGCUUUAAAUAGCAAUUAUAUACCAGGUAUUUAUUAGAUGUGCAUUUUUAAGGUAUGAUAUUUUGCCCUAAGGAUUGAAACUAUUCUCCAAUUUAAUUUUCCAUCUUCAUUGACCCCAAACUUGACCUUGAACCUCACACUCCAGCUCACCAACUAUGUUAGAUGGCUUUAUCUUUCCUUCCUCUUCUCUGUCUUCUGGCCACCGAGAUAUUUAAGAUUUAUGAAGUACUAUUUAUUGUGCCAAAUGGCUAAUCUAUAAAGAUAAAUUAACCAUCUGUCCUUUAUCGCUGCUAUUUUUGACAUCUCUGAGCAUCACCAACGGACUUAACCCUGUGCAUCUUUCAAGGUUGCCCAGCUCCCCAGAGCCUUGUCCUCUGGUGUUACCCCAUGCUAGUGGCUGAUGAAAAUGCAGGACUUCCCACAGGUUUAUAGUUUGUGAAUGGCACUCACUCAGGUUCGGCUGCAGUGGUAGAAAUGGCAAAGGAACCAUUUGUCUUUCUUCUUCUGAAUCUAAAAUACAAGACUGCUUCCAAGUUGUCUAAAUAUUUGCAUCUUAAUAAAAUUGUAUACUACCACAUACUAGCAAUCAGCCCAAAGGGACAAAGCACAUAUAAGACCCAGGGAUCUCUGGGCUUUUCUUUUUAUUUAAACAAACCAGCAGUCAAAGCCACAAAAAAAAACAAACAAACAAAAAAAAACCUAUGGCCCUGGAGUUACUACCCUUAAACCGUAGAUGGACAGACAGAGACAGAGGGGGGUUGUCAGAAAUCACCUUUCCAAAUCCACAUGCAGGCCGGUUCUUGAGAGGUGGGCCUGGUCCCUCACUGGACUUUCCACACAAGCCAGAACCCGUCCUGCGGAGGCCCUUCCGGGGCUGCCCCGGGGCUGCGGGGAGUCACCUGACUGUGCUAUGGAAUGUGGAAUUUAUGAAACUGGUGCAGAAGUGACAGUCGGACACUGUGAGGGUCAGGAAAGAGCCUUUAAUUAAAGCAGCGUUGCUGGUUCAGGGUACUCUAAGAUCCAGAUCCUGAACCGCCUGGACAAUGAGAUUUUUCUCUCUAUAUAUUGAAGGGGUUAAAAAGAACAAAACAGGGCAGAGAAAGAUUCAUUGUGCUCUGCAGAUAUCCUGCAGAAAGCUUGCAGCCUUGAGCACAGCAUAGCUCAGAUAAUCAGGAGACACCUGGCAUAGGAGGAACUAAGGACAAACCAGGCCCGUCUCCCACAUUCUUUCACAAAUGGAGUUAAUUACCGGCUAGCAAGAGAGUGCAGUAGAAAGCAGGUUACUGGGACAAUUUCAGAUUGCUAGCCCCCCGAAAAUGUCUCAUUUUCCCUAUCAACUACGGUUCUUCUCAGAGAGGCUGGCUCCAUUUGGGAGACGGUUAGGCUUCGAGAGUAGAUUGGAAUGUUCUCCUUUAACUGGUGGAAGCCAUAAUGGAGUUGUUUUCCCAGAGGACUUUGCUCACCUAGACACUGUCUGGUUAGGGCUGCCCAUGUCUGAGAAGCAGCCCUGGGACCUGCCUGGAAGGCACGGCGGGCGAGCAGCACGCAGUCCUGGUGGCUCUGGUAGACUCGGAGAGCUCGUGGUGGGCUGGCCUCUUUGUUUUUCAUCCAAGAUGGCUUCAAAAUGCAGUGUGAUCUGAUCGUUCCUUUCGUAACUCGGGAUGACUUGAGGGUAUAACAGGUGCCCGAGGGAUGCUCUAGUUUCCCAGGACAAGUGUUUUGAGCAGACACCACACAACUCAGCAGCGAAAGGUUCCUCUGGAGUGCUGAGGAAGAUCUGGCUCUUCUUCCUUCCUCGGCUCCGGGAGGGCUGAAUCCCAUGAGGGGUGCUCUCCCGGCCUGCUGCUCCAGGCCUGCUGCUGC
Molecule: messenger RNA, 5390 nt
Organism: Myotis brandtii (Brandt's bat)
Lineage: Eukaryota; Metazoa; Chordata; Mammalia; Chiroptera; Vespertilionidae
Gene: SLC9A4
Product: solute carrier family 9, subfamily A (NHE4, cation proton antiporter 4), member 4
Exons: 12
Coding region: 475-2856 (793 amino acids)
Biological process (GO): sodium ion transport; proton transmembrane transport; regulation of pH
Cellular component (GO): membrane
Molecular function (GO): sodium:proton antiporter activity
Source: RefSeq, a predicted model, not a curated record